AUGUCGACAACGAAGUCUCAAGCCUUACCUGGCGUCGAUCUGGAGAAGCUUGACCAGGACGACGAUCAGAAUGCCGCUUGGUCUGAUGCCGAUGGUAGCGAUGUAGCAGUAGACACGACGGCUAUGGCUGGCUCGCAGGACGACGCUAUUAGACCUACAGCGAACCAUGGGAAGGCACUUAGUAUACGAUCGAAUGUGUUGUCUCGAGCUCUGACGAACAGAUCGACGACAUCGUGGAAGGACCCAGGACCGCCUCCCGAUGGUGGCAGGGCAGCGUGGACGCAGGCUGUACUACUGCAUCUAACGAUCUUCGUUACAUUCGGCUACACGACAGCGUUCGGGUCAUUCCAGACCUGGUAUGAGUCCACACUCAACGUCGCUCCAUCCACCAUCUCAUGGGUAGGCAGCGUCCAACUCUGGCUCCUGUUCUUCAUCGGCACUUUCUCUGGCCGAGCACUGGAUGCAGGAUACUUCCGUCCCGUCUACAUCGCAGGCUGCGUCAUGCAGCUCAUCGGCAUCUUCACCACUUCUGUCGCGACACAGUACUGGCAGCUCUUUCUCGCCCAGGGGCUUUGUAUGGGUAUAGCCAAUGGACUGCAGUUCUGCCCAACUAUGGCGCUGGUUAGCACAUACUUCUCAAGAAGGAGAGCUAUCGCGCUGGGUGUAGGGGCCUUGGGAUCGUGUACGGGAGGAGUUGUCUUCCCGAUCCUUGUCCAACAGCUUCUGCCGCGCAUUGGCUUCGGAUGGACGAUCCGGAUCAUCGGCUUCAUCAUGCUGAUAAUCGACAUCAUUACUGUUGCGCUGUACCGCACACGACUGCCACCACGACGAAGUGGACCGAUCAUCGAAUGGGCGGCAUUUAAAGAGGCGCCUUAUGUUUUGUUUUGCGGCUCAGCAUUUCUGUUCUUUUGGGGACUAUACUUCGCCUUUUUCUACGUCGGCUCUUUCGGUCGAAAUAAUCUAGGCAUGAGCUAUCAAGACUCCAUCAACCUCCUCCUUACCAUGGUCUGCAUGGGCUUCAUCUUCCGCCUCCUGCCGAACUACUUCGCCGACAGACUCGGGCCCCUAAACGUCCUCCUACCCUGGGUCUUCCUCUGCAGCAUCAUGAUGUUUGCCUGGAUCGGCGUCAAGACACCUGCCACUCUCUACGUCUUCGCAGCGAUAUACGGAGCGGGUUCUGCCGGUAUACAGAGUGUGUGGCCUGCUACAUUGGCGAGUCUGACGGAGGAUCUGAGUAAAGCAGGUAUCAGGAUGGGUAUGGGCUUUAGUCUUGUCAGCUUCGCCUGUCUGACUGGCCCGCCACUUGCAGGCGCGCUGAUACAGAUGCGAGACGGCGAUUAUCUGUACGCGCUGAUAUGGGCUGGCACUUCUUUCUUAAUGGGUGGUGUUCUGCUUGUAGCGGCGCGUGUUGCGAAGGCUGGGUGGCGAGUCAUGGUUCGGAUAUGA
Molecule: messenger RNA, 1446 nt
Organism: Recurvomyces mirabilis
Lineage: Eukaryota; Fungi; Ascomycota; Dothideomycetes; Mycosphaerellales; Teratosphaeriaceae
Exons: 3
Coding region: 1-1446 (481 amino acids)
Biological process (GO): transmembrane transport
Cellular component (GO): membrane
Molecular function (GO): transmembrane transporter activity
Source: RefSeq, a predicted model, not a curated record